AUGGUUCUGGUGGCACAGGAACUGCCUCUCAUGUGCCUGAUGCUGCUCCAGCUCUGCAGAGAGCCGGGUGUGAGUGCCCAGGCGGGUCAGGGCUUCACUCUGCAGCAGCCCCAGCCCAAGGUGACGGUGACAGCGGGGGAGACGCUCACCCUGAACUGCACCACGUCUGGAGUUGCUGGACCAGGUCCUAUGAUGUGGCUGAAGGGCUGGGGCAGUGGGAACAAGACUGUCUAUGACCAGAGUAAUGAGGAUCCCUCCUCCCGUGUGACGAUGGCAGCGCCUGUGUCUGACACAGAUUUCACCAUCCGCAUCAGGAACGUUCAGCCUGAUGAUGUUGGCACCUAUUACUGUGUGAAGUUUGUCAAGGGGAGCACUGGUGUUGAUGAGGUGUUUAGGCAUGGCAGUGGCACCGAGGUGUCUGUGCAAGCCAAACCCAGCCCCCCGCUCGUGUCUGGGCCUGAGCAGAGAGCAAGGCCGGAGGAGUCGGUGCCUUUCACCUGCACGACUGGAGGGUUCCUUCCUGAUAAGAUUGAGGUGAAAUGGUUCAAGAACAACAACCCCAUGGGGGUUCAGCCACCCCAGGUCACUGAGUGGAAGAUGAAAACCUACAACAUGUCCAGCACAGUGAAGGUGACCCUGCAGAGGGACGAUGCCCACUCGCAGCUCACCUGUGAGGUGGUGCACUCCACGCUGCCGGCCCCGCUGCGAGGGAGCUUCCAGCUCAGCAGUGUCCUGCGAGUUCCCCCCAGCGUUGAAGUGCGCGCUGAGCCGAGCCCCGUUGAGGUGAACAAGACCGUGGCCUUCAUCUGCCUCGUGAAGGAGUUUUACCCAGCUCAAGUGUCUGUUUCCUGGCUGGAGAAUGGAAUUGAGAUAAAGGGGCAGAACCUCUCACAGCCACUGGAGCUGCCCCAGGGCUUGUUUGAGCUGAGAAGCCGGGUGGAGGUGCAAGCAACGGAGGAGAAAAAUGGGGCCACGAUCACCUGCACGGUGGUGCAUGAUGCCCAGGCCCCUGCCAACUAUUCAACCGUCCUGUGGAUCUCUGACCCGGCCCAGGGUGGGUUCCAGAUGGAUAAAGGUGCGAACUUUCUGUCCAGCCUUCUCCUCCUGUGGAUGGGUGUCCUGCUGGAGAAGGGGAUCAUCGGGGGGCUCCUCUUCUUCCUCUUCAAGCGCAUGAAGAGAAAAGCAUCGCAGAUGUUGCCCUACCCUGCUCCACCUCAGUCCCCGGCUCCUGCAGCUGGGUCCCAGGGCUUGGCCACUGCCAGCAGUGAUUUGUGA
Molecule: messenger RNA, 1275 nt
Organism: Agelaius phoeniceus (red-winged blackbird)
Lineage: Eukaryota; Metazoa; Chordata; Aves; Passeriformes; Icteridae
Source: RefSeq, a predicted model, not a curated record